AAAAAAAAAAGCAACAAAGGAACAAAAGAACAAAACAACGAAGCAACAAAGCAGCAAAAGCAGCGGUCAUACCUGCGAGGGAAAAAAACUACGCCGCUGGAGAAGCAACUGCCACAGAACAAGCACAGAAAUAAUAACCGAGGAGAGGACGGCUAAUCCGAUUUGGCAGACGCACCAGUCAAGGUGGUACAACCUUUCCUUACCCCACGUCGAGCAGCCGAAUGGAAUGAACCGUCCCCCCUGGAACAAUGGAGGAGUCCAGUCCGCAGAGCCCUAAAAAGGAAAAGAAAAUAAAAAAGGGCCAAAGGCCCAUGGUCGUCAGUAACAGGAAGCCAUUUAACAUUUUUGAGAAGAAGAAAACGGCCAAGCCGAUCGUCCGCGACCCGCGGUUUUCCAACCUUUCAGGCACGCUGAACCCGAGCUUCUUCAAAAAGGCAUACAAAUUUCUGUACGACAAGAGAGAGGAGGAAAAGGGAAUCAUCGAGCAGAAGCUCAAGGGAAAGAAACUCACACAGGAGGAGAGACAAGAACUUAAGAACAAGCUGAAUACCUAUAAGGACACGGAGCGGAUACUGCAAAGGAAGGAGGAGGAGCGAAAACUAAAACAGGAGCUUGUCACAGAGGAGAAAAAAAAUAUAUUACAUAAAAAUAAGCAGCCAUUUUACUACAGCCAGAGAAAGAUUAGAAAGAUGGUGAAUGAGCAAAUGGCCAAAAAGGGUAGCAUCAAGAAGGCUGUGAAGAAGGAAAAGAAGGUUGUGCAGAGGGAGCGCAAGAGAAACAUGAUCCCCGAGAGGCGCCUCGUUGGCGACGUGUAA
This is a messenger RNA of Plasmodium coatneyi, 815 nucleotides long. RefSeq lists its product as uncharacterized. The transcript has 2 exons. Gene Ontology annotation, cellular component: 90S preribosome; nucleolus. Gene Ontology annotation, biological process: maturation of SSU-rRNA from tricistronic rRNA transcript (SSU-rRNA, 5.8S rRNA, LSU-rRNA). The record is from RefSeq and is a predicted model, not a curated record. Lineage: Eukaryota; Apicomplexa; Aconoidasida; Haemosporida; Plasmodiidae. The coding region runs from base 249 to 815 and encodes 188 amino acids.